This is a messenger RNA of Dinoponera quadriceps, 411 nucleotides long. RefSeq lists its product as uncharacterized. The transcript has 2 exons. Bases 14 to 394 code for a protein of 126 amino acids. NCBI's taxonomy places the organism in Eukaryota, Metazoa, Arthropoda, Insecta, Hymenoptera, Formicidae. The record is from RefSeq and is a predicted model, not a curated record.
CAAAAAUCUCAGCAUGAUGUCCUUUCGCCCUCCGUGCUCGGUGGAAGGCGCGAUCGCCGAUCAUCGACCUGUCUUCUGUCUCUCAGCCUCCUCACGGAUACCUCGAAGGACCACCGCGAAUCAUCGAUACACGUCGUUGCUACCUGUCGAUCGCGUUCUCCACCGCGAUCCGCCCACUCACCUUCGCAACAAGGCGAGUCGACGACAAACCGAUCACCGACUCAACAAUCACAACGUGAACAGGCAAACUACUCGACGACGAGACAGCGCCCACUGCAGCGUCGCUACAUUCUCCGCUCGUCCUGAAUGCGCAGGACUACAGCUGCAACAACGAUACACCCGAUCCACACCUGAAUCCGCGACACUGGCGGACGCACAGCUCUUUCAGGGAUAACGGAAAUUCUUGCACUG